GUUGUUCCGAGGCUUCGGAGUGUUUCCAGAGGUUUUUUGAAAUCCAUUCCCGGUGCUUCCGAGUUUUGUUUUGGAAGUUGCGAGCCCUUUGACUGAGGCCAGUUCAGUUUCAUGGUGGCCUCAGCUUCAGCGAGAGGCAGCAGGCGAUCGCAGACUUCUCGGAAAAUGCCGAUUGCAAAGCCAUGAUCCUGACCUUAAAGGCCGGGGGUGUGGGGCUGAAUCUCACCGCUGCGGGCCACGUGGUGCACUUCGACCGAUGUUGGAAUCCUGCCAAAGAAGCGCAGGCAACAGACCGUGCCCACCGAAUCGGGCAGCAAAAGACUGUGCUGGUGCACCGCUUCACCACGCUGGGGACCUUCGAGGAGCGAUUGGCGCUGAUCGUCCAGGAGAAGAAGGCCUUGGCGGCAUUUACUUUAGAUUCCGGAGGAAGCUCGACUGGCGAUGUGGCCCAGGUCAUCGCAGCAAUGCCAGAUGCGCAGCUGCGUGAACUGUUCCGCCUGACCAGAACACCGCAAGAAAAGUGUGGCGCAAAUGAAGCGGUGCUGCUGCUUUAGUCACCCCAGUUGCAUUCGC
Messenger RNA from Effrenium voratum, 573 nucleotides. The record is from the annotation of a GenBank genome assembly. Lineage: Eukaryota; Dinophyceae; Suessiales; Symbiodiniaceae.